Molecule: messenger RNA, 1693 nt
Organism: Acinonyx jubatus (cheetah)
Lineage: Eukaryota; Metazoa; Chordata; Mammalia; Carnivora; Felidae
Gene: SLC16A13
Product: solute carrier family 16 member 13
Exons: 4
Coding region: 1-1281 (426 amino acids)
Biological process (GO): monocarboxylic acid transport; transmembrane transport
Molecular function (GO): monocarboxylic acid transmembrane transporter activity
Source: RefSeq, a predicted model, not a curated record
AUGGCGCGCAGGGCCGAGCCCCCCGACGGGGGCUGGGGGUGGAUGGUGGUGCUGUCCGCCUUCUUCCAGUCGGCGCUGGUGUUCGGGGUGCUCCGUUCUUUCGGCGUCUUCUUCGUGGAGUUAGUGGCGGCGUUCCAAGAGCAGGCGGCGCGGGUCUCCUGGAUCGCCUCCAUAGGGAUCGCCGUGCAGCAGUUCGGGAGCCCCGUGGGCAGCGCCCUGAGCACGAAGUACGGGCCCAGGCCCGUGGUGAUGGCUGGGGGCAUCUUGGCUGCGUCGGGGAUGCUGCUCGCCUCCUUUGCUACCUCCGUGACCCACCUAUACCUGAGCAUUGGGCUGCUGUCAGGCUCUGGCUGGGCCUUGACCUUCACUCCGACCCUGGCUUGCCUGUCCCGUUACUUCUCUCGGAGGCGAUCCCUGGCCACGGGGCUGGCACUGACCGGCGUGGGUCUCUCCUCCUUUGCCUUUGCCCCACUUUUCCAGUGGCUGGUCAGCCGCUACGCCUGGCGGGGGGCACUGUUGCUGGUGUCUGCCCUCUCCCUCCACCUGGUGGCCUGCGGGGCACUCCUCCGCCCACUCUCCCUGACGGAGGACCCUGCUGUGGGCGGCCCUGGGGCCCAACUCUCUUCCCUCCUCCGCCACGGCCCCUUCCUUCGUUACACUGUGGCCCUCACCCUGAUCAACACUGGCUACUUCAUCCCCUACGUGCACUUGAUGGCCCAUCUCCAGGACCUGGACUGGGAACCUCUGUCUGCUGCCUUCCUCCUCUCGGUGGUGGCUGUGUCUGACCUCGUGGGACGUGUGGCUUCUGGGUGGCUGGGGGACACCGCCCCAGGACCUGUGGCUCGACUCCUAAUGCUUUGGACCACCCUGACCGGGGUGUCACUGGCCCUGUUCCCCGUGGCUCGGACUCCCACGGCCCUGAUGGUUCUGGCCGUGGCCUAUGGCUUCACAUCAGGGGCCCUGACCCCCGUGGCCUUCUCCGUGUUGCCUGAACUGGUGGGCACUGGAAGGAUAUACUGUGGCCUGGGACUGGUGCAGAUGGUAGAGAGCAUCGGGGGGCUGCUGGGGGCCCCUCUGUCAGGCUACCUCCGAGAUACGACAGGCAACUACACAGCUUCUUUUGUGGUGGCCGGGGCCUUCCUUCUCGUGGGGAGUGGGAUUCUCAUCACACUGCCUCACGUCUUCUGCUUCUCAGCCUCUGCCUCCAAGCCCCAGGACCCCAAGACGGAUGCAGUGGAUACCAAGGUCUCUCUCACCAAGGAAGGGCUGCAGGAGGACUGAACUCUGCAAAGGGACUGUCAGACCCAGAAAGCCAGAGGGCGCAAGCUCUCAGGGCCUUCGGUCCCAUCCUGGUGCCCACAGAACCGCAGUGCCCAAGAACAAGGCCUCUUGGCCCGCCUCCCCCCCGGGGCAGUGUGUUGCCUGUGCCAACCUUUCUUGUCUCGUUGAGGACUCGUAGCUCUUCCUUGCUCCCACGACCUUUCCUGGAGGAUCCCGGAGCUCAGCCUGCUCCCCUGCGCUGUGAAUCAGCCGUGAACACCCAAAGCCAAGAUCUUCACGUGCCUUACAUGUGAUUUCUACUUUGCUGCCCUUCCAGCUUUCUUCUCUGAAGACCGAUGUUUGGGAGAGAGGGAAGCCCUUCUGAGAUAAACCUAAAGAAGGAAACUGGAUAAUAAUGAGAACCUCACAAAGA